Molecule: messenger RNA, 2190 nt
Organism: Ochotona princeps (American pika)
Lineage: Eukaryota; Metazoa; Chordata; Mammalia; Lagomorpha; Ochotonidae
Gene: CTDSP1
Product: CTD small phosphatase 1
Exons: 7
Coding region: 467-1249 (260 amino acids)
Molecular function (GO): RNA polymerase II CTD heptapeptide repeat phosphatase activity
Source: RefSeq, a predicted model, not a curated record
CUGGAAGAGCAGGGAGCCCGGCGGCGACCUCGCCACGCAGCCGCAGAGGCACAGCCCAAGCCGAGGUCGGCAGAAAGGGGGCUACGCCCCCUGGAUCGCGGCAGGAACCCGGGCUGGCCCGCCUUCCCUGCCACAGGCUGAGCCGGCCCCAGAAGUGAUGAAAGCCUCGGCCGAGUCCAGGUCACGCCGAAGCCGUUGCCCUUUUAAGGGGGAGCCUUGAAACGGCGCCCGGGUUCCAUGUUUGCAUCCGCCUCGCGGGGAGGAAACUCCAUGUUGUAACAAAGUUUCCUCCGCGCCCCCUCCCUCCCCCUCCCCCCAAGAACCUGGCUCCCCUCCCUUCCGAAGCUUGCGGGGAUCCCUCCCUCCCACCCCUCCCCUCCCCCCCGCGCCCCGAUUCCGGCCCGAGCCGGGGGGGAGGCCGGGCGCCGGGGCCAGAGUCCAGCCGGAGCGGAGUGCGCCCGGCCCCAUGGACAGCUCGGCCGUCAUUACUCAGAUCAGCAAGGAGGAGGCGCGGGGCCCGCUGCGGGGCAAAGGAGACCAGAAGUCAGCAGCUUCCCAGAAGCCCCGGAGCCGAGGCAUCCUCCACUCUCUCUUCUGCUGCGUGUGCCGGGACGAUGGGGAGGCCCUGCCAGCCCACAGCGGGGCUCCCCUGCUUGUGGAGGAGAAUGGUGCCAUCCCCAAGACCCCAGUCCAGUACCUGCUCCCCGAGGCCAAGGCCCAGGACUCCGAUAAGAUCUGCGUGGUCAUCGACCUGGAUGAGACCCUGGUGCACAGCUCCUUCAAGCCGGUGAACAAUGCGGACUUCAUCAUCCCUGUGGAAAUUGAUGGGGUAGUCCACCAGGUGUAUGUGCUGAAGCGGCCGCAUGUGGAUGAGUUCCUGCAACGAAUGGGGGAGCUCUUCGAGUGUGUCCUGUUCACUGCCAGCCUCGCCAAGUAUGCAGACCCAGUAGCUGACCUGCUGGACAAGUGGGGGGCCUUCCGGGCCCGGCUGUUCCGGGAGUCAUGUGUGUUCCACCGGGGCAACUACGUGAAGGACCUGAGUCGGCUGGGCCGCGACCUCCGGCGAGUGCUCAUCUUGGACAAUUCGCCUGCCUCCUAUGUCUUCCAUCCGGACAACGCUGUGCCUGUGGCCUCCUGGUUUGACAACAUGAGUGACACGGAGCUCCAUGACCUCCUUCCCUUCUUUGAGCAACUCAGCCGGGUGGACGACGUGUACUCGGUGCUCAGGCAGCCUCGGCCAGGGAGCUAGUGAGGCGCUAGGGGGCCAGGACCUGCCCCACCCACCCCGCCACACCUCCCACGCAGACUGCAUGUGUGCCCCUACCUGCACCUGCGCUCUUUCUGGAGCAAGCCAUGGGCAGUGCCACCCACCUACUCAGUGCCUUGGGGAAGCGGGCGUCUCCCCCCACCAGCCUCGCCUCACCUUGCGGGGGCUGCCAGGGAGCAGCCAGAGGUUAUGCCCAGGAUGAUGAGCUCUUGGGCCCUCUGUGUCAGUGCCUUCGAACCUCUUUGCGACUUCUAGGGCAAGGCUGGGGGCCCUGCCUUCCGCUCCCUGUUCUGUCUUCUCUCCAUGCUGCCAUGUUUUUUUUCUGCUGCCAAAUCGGGCCUUUUGGCCCAUCCCAGUUCUGCUUAGGGGGGCGGGGUCACUGCUGCCCCAAGCCUUGGGCACACACCCCAACACAUUGACCCACACCCUCCAACACCCAAGCCUGGGCAUGGUGGACACCAAGUGCCUGCUCCAUCUCCUAGGGGGCAGCACCUCGACCUGGGUCAGUUCUUGCCCCAGGCAGGGGACGGGGAGGCCUGCCUUCCCCGCCCACUCCCCUUUACCUUUGGGACUGAGAGCCUCUCCAGCCCCCAUCCCCUGUGCCUUCACCACCCUCAGAGCUGAAUGCAGGACCCUCUGCGGUGCCAUAUAAAUAUGUAUAUGUGUAUAUAGAUUUUUAGGGGAAGGGUCAGGUGAAGACACUCUCUCACCCCUUCCCUGGGCCCGGGAACUUGGGGUUGGGAGGGAAAGGAUUUUUACAUUUUUAAAAAACUGCUAUUUUCUGAAUGGAACAAGCUGGGCCAAGGGGUCUCAGGCUCUGUUCCCCCCACACCCUCUGUGCUCCAUUCAUUUCAUUAAUUCAUUGAUGCCUUAACCCAUCAGCCAAAUGUUAGGUGGAGGUGGGGGGAACCACUUAAUCGGGG